GCCAGACUUGGACGCAACUUCGCCCGAUCUCCCCCGCUUUUCCCAUCUCCCGCUUCAGCACCUCCGACUCGAGGUCAGUGCCAAGAAACGGAGCAGAAUGUCCCAUCCCCAAGCCCCUCCCGUGUCUGGCUCUGGGCCACCGCCAGCGGGAGGCUGGUCUGCCGGGACCCCGCCUGCUCCUUAUCAGCAGCCGCCGCCUCAGGGGCAGGGCCAGUGGCAACAGCCCCCUCAGCAGCAGCCGUCGCCGUACCAGCCUUAUAACCAGCAGCCGCAGCCGCAGCCUGCACCGCACGCCUAUGGGCAGCCGUACCAACACCAACCUCCCGCACUGGGGCAUACCCCCUCGCCUCUGGGGGCUCAGACUCCAUACGGCCAGCCCCCCGCAGGUUCUCCGGGACAGCCACCGACCGGAGCUCCGGCCGCCACUCCUCCCGGGCCCGGUGGGGCUCCCCACUCUGCUGGAUUCGCUCCCGGGGUCGGCGGCCCGGCGAAUGGCCCUCCACCCCAGGGAUAUGUGGCACAGGGAUAUCCAGGCGCCGUGCCGCAGCAGGGAGGCCUGAUGGGACAAGUUAACCAGGCGUUCGUGAGCGGAAUGCCUUACAUACAGACCUUCGGCAGCAAACUGACGGGCAAAUUCAACCGCAUAACGGGCCAUGCAAGUGCCUAUCAACAACCACCAGCCCCUGGCAUGUACGGCCAGCCAGGGGGCUAUGGUCAGCCAGCUUACGGGCAUCCACAGCAGCAUCAACAACAACCAGGCCAGAUCCCCAUGCAGCAGACGCAGCCGCCGCCGCAUCAGCAGCAACAGCAGUCGCCGUCGCCGCAUCAGCAACAGCAACAGCAACAGCAGCAGUCGCCGCCGCCGUAUCAGCAGCAGCAACAGCCCGGCCCGCACAACCAGCCGGUACAGUCGCCGCCGCCCCAUCAGCAGCAGCAGCCUGGUUCGUACAGCCAGCCAGUCCAGUCAGCACCACCGCAUCAGCAGCAGCCCAUCCCCUAUAACCAAGCUCCCUCUCCGUACCCACCCACUCAGCCUACCGCUUCGGCACCCGCCGUGUCCCCGCCUCCGGCAUCUACACCGGCCGCGGACCCCCUAAUGCCUUCCAUGAGUGCACUGAGCCUCGGUGCUUCCGCCGCAGCAAGCACUCCACCUCCCUACUCUCCAUAUGCACCUAUGCCCGCGCCUACGACUCCACCUGCCCCUGUGACAACACUACCGCGGGCGGCGAGCCAGACGUGGUAUCUUGUGGACCCUGCGUCACAGCAACCAACUCCCGAGUUCCGCGCCGUUGCUGCGUUAAUGUUCGAUUCUCUGAACGCCCAAGGAAGCCAGCAAGGCUUUGUGGAUGCUUCCAAGAUCCUUGGCGCCUGGCAGGCAAACGGACUCGACGCACAGUGGGUCGACCUGUUCGCAUACGACAACUAUCACUCCUUCUCUCUCAUGUGGUCACUUUCAGAGAUCCCUCACGUUCUAAUCCCCCGGACACCCUCGCUUGUACCCCGGGCAGCAUCGCUGGGAUCAACCCCAUCAGGUCCAGCGGCGACAACUCCAUCUGCGCCAUUGACGAUCCCUGCUGACCCAGGCAGUGGAAAGUUCAACAAUGCGCUACCACCGGCGUAUGUACCAGCGUUAACGGUAGGUGGUUACACACACUCUUUAUUCUUGGAUUUUUUCGACGAUCCCGCCUCCCUUCCAAACCUUGUUCGCAAACAGGUCGGCAUCGCUGGCUACUCGGACCAUCGUUUGCGGAAUCACACACUCCCGGACCUGGAUGCGUAUGAUGCAUCGGUGCCAGCGGAUCUACAGAGCCGCGCUAAGUCCGUCCGCGCAGCCGCCGUGGAAAGAGCCAUGGCCGAGGUUGCCAAGCGCAGGUCUGGAGCCCCCACUGCCCCAUACGUGUCGUGAGUCGGGUUCGCUGCUAGGGCAAGUCCUCCAGGACCACCAGACACGAGGGAGGAUGGAGUAGUCGAGACGCCAUCUCUCUUCGUUGGGCGAGGUGCUCGUGUGUGUGGACACAACGAACGAUAUGAGAUCCCAGGACAGCUACAUCGGGACAGCUAUAUCGGGGCCGUUGGCAGACAUGUGACGUUUGAUAGAUUCAGGACGAGAAUAUCGAUUGCGGGGACAAUAUUCGAGAAUACGGAAUCCAUGCGCAAUGGUUGCGGAUCAAUGAGGCAAAGUUGGAUCGAACGCAGAUCUACCAGGCCGACGGCGGUUUUGCACGGUGUCACUUGACAACCGGGUCUCGGUCUCGGCAUGCGCGCCAGCGACCCUGGUCAGCCCACCUGCUGUGGUGCUGUGGGAGCUCUAGGGUUAACGAGGCAUUGCACUUGAUUCGGGCGCGUCUACGUCUGCUGUCGCAUGCAAAAAACCCAGACCCUUUCAGCGUCGAUUCUGCUGCCACUGGGCUGCUGCAGCGCUCUUGGUUCUCGGUCCAGGACCACCCCAUUCCUGUCCAAUCCGGCGCCACAGCUGAACCGGCGAGAAAACAGUGGCAUGCUUGGCGCGCAUUGCCAGGACUGGCAAAACCGGGGUGAUGAAAAACCAUGAGAAAGUCAAGUGGGUGGAAGUUCAGUGCGUUUGCUGACAGGAGCGCGUGUCUCGCGUGCGCCUCGUAUCGAUUAGCAGAUGGGCCGGCCUCUUACAAAUGUGACAAAGGACGGGAUCCUUCAAACCAAGUCUCUGUGCAUGCCGGGACGGGAUGACAGGGGCAGACAGUCAUUCGGCAAGAUCGGCAUGACCCAAAAGGAAUAAACGCGAUCAAACACGAAGGCCGACCUAUUAAUAUCUCGGACAGAAUGGUGGCUUAAGGCCUGGGCCGGGGAUGGAGGGUCCCGGCUCCGCGAGCGACCAACAAGCGACCAAGCGAGAGGCCUCGCAAUGGAUACCUGGGACUCGCGAUGAGCUGGCACCAACCUCCAAAAAAAAAAUCCGCACACGUAAAUAAAAGGGGCACACUUUGAAGCCAAUUUACUCACAACAAAUAAUAGCCAGCGCCUAUUUUUUUAUAUGCUAUCUAAUGGGCAGUUAUUUUCCCUAC
Molecule: messenger RNA, 3041 nt
Organism: Gaeumannomyces tritici R3-111a-1
Lineage: Eukaryota; Fungi; Ascomycota; Sordariomycetes; Magnaporthales; Magnaporthaceae
Exons: 3
Coding region: 98-1906 (602 amino acids)
Source: RefSeq, a predicted model, not a curated record